Messenger RNA from Manacus vitellinus (golden-collared manakin), 1241 nucleotides. Its product is annotated as immunoglobulin superfamily DCC subclass member 4-like. The record is from RefSeq and is a predicted model, not a curated record. The coding region runs from base 1 to 1116 and encodes 371 amino acids. Lineage: Eukaryota; Metazoa; Chordata; Aves; Passeriformes; Pipridae. Gene Ontology annotation, cellular component: axon; plasma membrane. Gene Ontology annotation, biological process: cell-cell adhesion; axon guidance. The transcript has 7 exons.
AUGAACGACAACACCCGGAGGGGCUGUGCCCCGAGACCGAGCCCCAGCAAAGCGAUGGCGAUGCGGUCUCUGGUGUCCGAUUCCCUCCGCUGCCCAGCCCGGUGGUCAGCGCGGGAAGACCCGGCAGCACCGACGGGCAGCGGGGCCGCUGAGGCGGCACCGCGAGCGGGGGCCGCUCCCCCCGCCCGGCUGCGCAGCAAUCCUAAGUGGCUGCGGGCGCUGUCCCGGGGACGGCGCGGAGGAGGAGUCCCUCGAGGCCCGGGCCUGCUCGACAAAGGCGGAGCCAGCGGGCAGUCCCAGGGCCGCCCCCGGCCCAGCGGGGGGCUCUUCUACGGCUGUGCAGGCGGGCUGGGGCUGGGCGCGGGCGCUCGACAAGAUGGCGGCUGGGCGCGAUGGCUGGCGCGGCUUGUGGCCCCCUGCUCCCGGGCGCCCGCGGGCUUACAUGGCUGGAGAGAUCCUGCUCUUUGUCUCUGCUUCUCCGCCCUCACCGUCCUGGCCGUGCAAGGGAGCCUGUUGGAAGGGGAUUCUCUGGACCUGAGCUGUAGUGCUGGUCCUGCAAAGGUGAUACUGGAGCCAAACCAAGAAGUGGUUUUGGACUGUAACCUGACCCCUGCUGAGCAAGUGAUCAACAUCACAUGGAAGAAGAAUGGGUUUCCAUUAGUGGAGCAGGAACAUCUCCACGUGCUUCCGAAUGGAUCGCUCUUCAUCUCAUCCCAGGCUGUGGCAAAGGACAGUAAAAAUCCCAGUGCUGAGGGGAAUUACUCCUGUGUGUCUCACAGCUCCCUAGGGACUGUCACCAGUCAGACGGCUGCAGUCAGGUUUUCAACAUUGUCACGCUUUUUCCAGCAACCGGAGUCGCAGACGGUGGAAGAAAAUGGCAUGGCCCGGUUUGAGUGUCGGAUCGAAGGGCUGCCCUCCCCUGUCAUCACGUGGGAGAAGGACCAUGAACCUGUUCCAGCAGAACCCAGGUUUAUAACUCUUCCCAAUGGUGUCCUCCAAAUCGUGGAUGUGCAGGAGAGUGAUGCCGGGGCUUAUCACUGCGUGGCCACCAACGCCGCCCGAAAGCGCUACAGCAACGAUGCCACCCUGAGCGUGGUGAAAGCUUUUCAAGGCUGAAACUGUGGUAAAAUCCCUCUUCUGGUGACUGGCAGCACUACCAGGCAGCUGAGGGACCAAGUGGUACAGGACAAGUGCCUUCAGGUGAAGUUUCUACAACCUGUAAGUGCUUUUGCCAGUCAGCA